Molecule: messenger RNA, 3288 nt
Organism: Asterias rubens (European starfish)
Lineage: Eukaryota; Metazoa; Echinodermata; Asteroidea; Forcipulatida; Asteriidae
Product: CMP-N-acetylneuraminate-beta-1,4-galactoside alpha-2,3-sialyltransferase-like
Exons: 16
Coding region: 1023-2405 (460 amino acids)
Molecular function (GO): sialyltransferase activity
Source: RefSeq, a predicted model, not a curated record
GUGCAUUGUGUGUGUGUGAUGUGGAUGGGGGUGGGGGAUCGAUAAGAAAAUAACUGUACACUACGAGCGAGAGAUGGAUGAUGUACCGUGUACCACACAAAUCGCUGGUACAGACUGACUGAUCGUCGUGAGUAAAACGCCUCCAAAAUGCGUCCGUUUUAGGAUAUUUCUCAGCAAGAACCCGUACUAGUAGUCAGCAUAGUUUGAAGCCUCGCUUUUGUUGUCAAGUAUCAUCAAUGUACAUGAAUUAGCAUCUAUAGUGAACAUUGUAAGUGCUGUGUGCCUGGACAGAAUCAACACCUCUAUGUCUAGUUUACCUGCUGAAUCUCUAAGAAUAAAGUAGUCACCUUUCUGCCUUCUCAAGAAGGUGACAUAAUCUCUACCAAGCAUCAUCAUUCCCGGUUCCCAGCGUCACGCUCCUGUUCAACCUGGAUUUUGCAUCACGCUGAAUUCAAAUUCUUGCCCAUUAUUGGACACUUGGGGAUUGCCCGGUACUUCGCUUCCCAUUAGCUCAUUAAAGAGGUGUUUCUGAAGGGUGGUGAUAAACAUACGUUGGUGACCACGCUCAGUGGGCUCAGGCGGUGAUUGCUCCCUGGGAUCCAGAGCUAAAGAGACUGCCGGCCUCUACGCUUUGCUGAGCACUGAUUACAAGUCACUCUGCAUUAUCUUGUAUCUGCCUGGGAUUCGGGAAUAGUGCUCUACAAGGCAGAGCAUUUUAGACACGGUGUCGUCAGUGGGUGUCACAUCCAUGUUCCAAUUAGCAAGCAAGUACAUGGCCAUCGCUGCUGUUGUGGAUAGACUGUGCCUGACGAGCUUCAUAGAUCACCCCGUUUCCCUACGAUGCAGUUAAGGGAAGUAUUGUCAAAUCUAGGCCACACACACACCAACUGAGAGUGGUGAUAUGAGUUCCAGUCAGUAAAUUGUCUCUGAAUAACUACUGGUCGAAGUCUUCCCAACAGUCACUCCUAACUGGUACUCUGCACCUGGUACUCUGCACCAAUACUGCAGCCACCACUACCACCAUGGGCUUGGCAGUUAGAUUCAAUGUCCGAACGCUGAUGUACAUCUUAUUAGUUGUAAUGGUGCUCCUUAUACUCGACUUAUGCUUCAUGUUGUCAAUCGGAGGAAGAAACAAGAACAAAUUCGUUGAAACUAAAAUUGACAUGGACGAGGUGUGGUACCAGUUUGACCAACAGAACCUUCGCCCCAUUCAGACUGGGAGGGGACCAGCCAAAUGUCAACGCAUUCUUUUAACAGGGAACCGUGAUCAUAUAUGUGUUGCAACUGAGCCAGAGAGCGAGCCGGAUUCAGGCCCAAACCGAGGGAAUUUCGGCGGUGGUAUCAAAGUAGGAGGCACUGUAGCCGUUCCAAUAGAUCGCUACACUGGCAAUAAGGGUAGUCAGGAAACUAACGCUAGCAACGUAGACAAGACUGCUCCUCUGUUUGCUCGUAAGACUAAAUUAUCGCAAAAGGUUCAGAAUGCUCUGGAUAGGAGUUCUGCACUCGCAUCGCCCAAUGUAACAUGCACAGCAAAUAGAUCGCGCAAUAGGAUGAUCAACCUUUACGGUCAAAAAUUUAAUAUCAGUAUACCUCCAUUUUUAACGGAAGGUUUCGAGAGUGAGCCCCACAUCUUAGAUUUGCCUUUUCCAUUUGGUGUUCAAAAAUCAGCAACGCUAGUUAAAGAGACGCUGGACGUUGUUGGCAAUACAAGUUUACCUUUAGUUUCAAAAAGCAAACCCUGUACACGAUGUGUCAUAGUAGGCAACGGUGGUGUCAUAAAGGAUACAGCUGUAGGACAAGUUAUUGACAACUUUGAUGUCGUUAUAAGAAUAAAUGAUGCACCGACGAAAGGUUUUGAAAAAGAUGUCGGUACAAAAACAACGAUGCGGAUGUGUUACCCGGAGAGUGCGUUUACCAAAUCGGAGCAAUUCUCAGGAGACUGGCUUCUCCUACUAAUGGUGUUUAAGCCACUGGAUCUCACAUGGCUUCAGACCGUUUCCCAGGGCAAGAAAAUGGAAAGUAAUAAAGGUUUCUGGAAAAAGAUUGCUACGUCUGUACCAAAGAAGCCUGAGGAUUUCCGUAUCCUCAAUCCGUCCAUUUUACGAGAGGCUGGAUUUGACAUUAUCGGAUUGCCGGUUAGUGAAGGCAAACUUGGCAAGAAUGUACCAACAUCUGGUUGUGUGGCCAUCAUGUUAGCGUUACGUUUCUGUGAUGAGGUGGCGGUAGCAGGCUUCGGGUAUGAUACCAGUCGACCCAACUCCCCGUUACACUACUAUGAUAAACUGAAGAUGAGUGAGAUUAAACGCUCAUGGACUCACAGUGUAGACAAAGAGCAGAGAAUGCUGUACCAAUUAGUGGACCAAGGAGUGAUUCAGGACCUUACAGGGGGGUUAUUGAGAUCAUAGCGAUAAUGGGGAUCCUUGACUCGUUAUAACCUACUAUAGUCUGAUGUGUUAUGCAAUAACCCUCUCUUCUGUACAAGACUCAACAAUCGUUUAAGACUUGCCCUCCCAUCAUUUGAACAUUCAACCUUGAUGGCAUUAGUUCAGCAACGCAGUAACUGGAGCAAGCAUACAAGCUUCGUUUAAUAUGUUUGACGUUAUCAAUGUUAGCCUGGCUGCAUACAGGUUUUGCUGUCACCGAUGAAGAUGACGCAAAGCCAAAGAUUCCUAACUUGCCGCUUACUCAAUAUGUGUUAAUAACAUUUCUGCUUCUCUUACGGUACGGUUGGGGCAAACAAAUAAAAUAUAUAAAAAGGACUAUCAACUUUUUGUAAAUGGUCUAUGGAAUGUUUUUUCUCUGGUUAAUGUGCCAACGAUGAAUCUUAUAAAGAAGAAAGGAGGUUGAGAAACAUUGCGCCUAUUCUGUGUAUAUAAUGGAAGCAACCAGGAAAUGUGAAGAGUAAUAACUUGCGCUGUGGUUGUGAACCGCCUGAGGUGAACUGAGUUGCAUCCGGACGUAGAACCACUGUGGAUGGGUGGACCAUCCAUCAGGAUUAAGGACCAAGAAUACUUUUAAUGAAUAUGAUGUUUGCAUCGAGGAUAAAUAAUAUUGUAUUUUUGACCAUUACAGCGGGGUGUAAUAAGCACUGUGUACAAGGUGAACAAAUAGGUUACUGUGGUCCAGCUCUUAGACUGCUGAAGCAGAUUUCACAAAGCGCUAGGAUUAAAUCCUGUCUCGAGUUAAAAUGAGUAACCGGUCAUCAAUUAGGAUGGUUCAAUGCGUCCUAACGCCUUGGUCAACUCGUCCUAAGAUAAAUCCUAAGUUAGAAAGAGUUUGGUGAAAUCA